UCAUUCCUUUCGCUCAUUGGACAAUAGGGGCAAAGUGAGUUUUUAAAAUGCUCUCAUGACACCACACAGACACAGAUAGUCGUUGAAUGGGCUAUGGUGAAUUUGCCUGCUGUCAUGAGGACCACAGAGUUUGAUUCAUCUGAUGAGGACUCAGGAGAUGAGCAGUGCACCCCUCUGCCGAUCUCCUGGUUGUCCUUGUCAGUGGCGGAGUGUUCCCAGUCUCUGGGUAUUUGCUCACUGCCAGGAUGCAAGUACAAAGACAUGAGGAGGAACCUCAAAAGUGACAUGGGUGAACUACAGGAGCAGGGUGUGCAGGAUGUGUUUGUGUUCUGCACACGUGGAGAGCUGCAGCGCUACCGCGUGCCUGGGCUCCUGGAGGCCUACAGCCAGCACGGGCUCACCGUCCACCACCUACCCUUCCCAGACGGAUGUGCCCCAGAGCUGCCCCAGUGCUGCCAGAUCCUGGAGGAGCUGCAGGCCAGCCUGCAGGCCAACCGCAGAACCAUCAUCCAUUGCUAUGGAGGUCUUGGUCGUUCUGGACUCAUUGCAGCAUGUCUGCUGCUGCAACUCUCCGUCUCCAUGACGCCCAACAAAGCCAUCGAGAUCCUCCGGGAGCUGAGAGGAGGCGGGGCCAUUCAGACAGUCAAGCAAUAUAACUUCCUCCAUGAGUUUCGGGAAAAGUUUGCUGAAUAUCAGGAGACCAAAGCUUUUACAGAGAGAUCUGUGUCUCGGUAACUCACACAUCCAUCCCAACCCUGCAGAGAUGAGUGAUUCUGUCUGAAGAACAUCAGGAAAAACACUGCUUUGCUGUUAGUUGUGGAGCAAAUGCAAACUGCUUGAUUGUAUUUGAUAAUGAGUGUUAAUUUUUUUUAAAUUGCACUUUAUAAGAAACAAUGGUACUAACAGAAAUAUUUUGAAGUUUUAAACAGCUUUGCAAAGACUCACAUUUCUUUCAGGGGGAACAAAAAAGUUUGUAGAGAUAAUUUUCAGUAUGCACCUUUAGUAGUAAAUUAUAUGACUGACCACAAAAUAAAUGUGAAUAAAAUUGAAUGAUGUGGGAAAA
Clupea harengus (Atlantic herring) is the source of this 1063-nucleotide messenger RNA. RefSeq names its product cyclin dependent kinase inhibitor 3 (gene cdkn3). Gene Ontology annotation, biological process: protein dephosphorylation. The record is from RefSeq and is a predicted model, not a curated record. Lineage: Eukaryota; Metazoa; Chordata; Actinopteri; Clupeiformes; Clupeidae. Gene Ontology annotation, molecular function: protein tyrosine phosphatase activity.